Messenger RNA from Macrobrachium nipponense, 2166 nucleotides. Its product is annotated as beta-ureidopropionase-like. Lineage: Eukaryota; Metazoa; Arthropoda; Malacostraca; Decapoda; Palaemonidae. Bases 265 to 1422 code for a protein of 385 amino acids. Gene Ontology annotation, molecular function: beta-ureidopropionase activity. The record is from RefSeq and is a predicted model, not a curated record. The transcript has 10 exons.
ACAAAAGCAAACGGACAAAAUAGACAACCUCAUAUAUAUGGCAUCCGAAAUUGUUCAUGGGGGGCUAUGGAUGGGUCAGAUUAACAUUAUCAGAUGGGAGCUGUUCGAGUCCCAGAGAAGAACUCGCCCAUCCAGUAGCAGGUCCACUCCUUACAAAGUCUCCUCCUCGUCUGUGCCCAGUGUUAUACCACUAGUAUUACUUGAAUUUUUGUGUAGUGGUACACUACUUAAAUCAUUGUGUAGUGGCAUUACUGGAUAUUCAGUAUGUCUGGAGAAUUAUUUAGCCUAGAGAAUUGCUUGGAGAAGCACAUUCCUGAGCAUGAACUAAAGGAAGUCAAAAGGAUUCUCUAUGGCCGUGAACUGAAUCCAUUUGAUAUUCCUGUGGCAGCAGAAAAGGUUGCACAGGAUCAUGACUUUGAAUUGAAAGGAUAUUGCAUUGAAGCAGCAGAAGAGCAGUUGACUCCUAAAAGGAUUGUACGAAUUGGAUUGAUCCAAAAUUCAAUAGUAGAACCAACUACAGCACCCAUUGCAGCACAAAGGGAUGCCAUCUUUAAGAAGAUCAAGUGCAUGACUGAAGCCGCAUCUUUAUGUGGAGUGAAUGUACUGUGUUACCAAGAAGCAUGGAACAUGCCUUUUGCAUUUUGUACAAGAGAAAAACUUCCAUGGUGUGAAUUUGCAGAGGAUGCAGAGACUGGGCCAACUACACUUCUCUGUCAGGAGCUUGCUCGAAAGUAUAACAUGGUUAUUGUGUCUCCAAUUCUGGAAAGAGAUUCAGUUCAUGGAGAUACGCUUUGGAAUACAGCAGUGGUGAUUAGUAACAAUGGCUACUUUUUAGGGAAAUCGCGUAAGAAUCACAUCCCUCGUGUUGGUGACUUCAAUGAAUCUACUUAUUACAUGGAAGGAGAUACUGGUCAUGUUGUAUUUCAGACUAAGUUCGGUCGAAUUGCUAUAAAUAUCUGCUACGGUCGUCAUCACCCACAAAAUUGGAUGAUGUAUGGAGUUAAUGGUGCAGAAAUUGUCUUCAAUCCCUCAGCUACUGUUGGGGCUCUGAGUGAACCAUUGUGGGGUAUCGAAGCAAGAAAUGCAGCUAUAGCUAACAGCUAUUUCACAUGCGCCAUCAACCGUGUAGGAACCGAGACAUUCCCCAAUGAAUUUACUUCAGCAGAUGGUAAACCUGCCCAUAAAGACUUUGGGCAUUUUUAUGGAUCCUCAUACAUUGCAGCUCCGGAUGGCUCACGAACACCAGGAUUGUCACGGACUCGUGAUGGGCUCCUGGUAGCAGAAGUAGAUUUAAACCUUUGUCGACAGGCUAAGGAUCGAUGGGGCUUCCGGAUGACUCAGCGACUGGAGUUAUAUGCCGACUCUUUAAAAGCAGCUGUUGAACCUGAUUACAAACCAAAUAUAGUGACAGACAUGUGCUAAAACACAUUCGGGAUAUGAAGUGGAAAGAGUAUGGUAUAUAGUAGUACGAAAGCCAUUUAUUGCGCUCGUAGGUUACAUGGUUUUAUGCACAAGUUUAGUUAGUCAGAGAAAACAUACCAUGUUUAUAUUAAUUUUACACUUUCAGAUAAAUACUAGGCUUUUGGCAUUGGUUUGUUUUAUAGGAUAAUGAAUAAAAUAUAGUUAUGUCAAUUGUUUUAUAACCCAGAUAAUUGUGGUAUAGAACACAUAUUAGGUAAUACUAUUCCUCUUGUCUUUUGUUUUCUCAUUAUGUUCUUCUAAAGUUUUGUCAGUAUGAGGUGCCUUAACAAUUUUUUAAUAACCUUUGUUUUUAUAAUAUUGAAAAUUUGAAUGGUUGAUACCUUCCUGCUCAUAUCAUAUUUUCUGAGAGGCCUAUUAUGAGCCUUAUCUUUCAUAGUCUAAAGUGACCAGUAUUCCAAUACCUCUUUCAUGAGAUCAAAGUGUAUUUUUGUGUCCUCAGUGCAUAUGUAGUGAUCUUUCAAAUAGAAAUAUUCUUUAUUUUUAAUGGUUGAUCUUUUAUUAGUGUUCAAUUUAUAUAGGAUAAAGUGAAUUUGAUAUUUUCGAAGUGGGAUUUAAUUUUCUAAUGUGCCAAAUCACCUUUAUACUUCCUGGAAUAUUAUAAUCAAGUUAAAGAUUUUACUGUGCUUUGAAAUGUUAUUUUGCAAAGAAUGACUGUUGGAUCAUUUAAAGAUGAUGAUACUUUAA